CAUUUAAAUCUUUGUUACUAGUUCUUAUUAAUACUGCUCUAUAGAAAUAAAAAUAUCAUUAAUGAUUUUUAUUCAUUGUAAAAAAUUUUAAUUAUAUUGAUGUACCUAACCUUAUCGUCAAAGUUACUUAAAACACGCGUGGAGUUACAGAAAUAAAAUGACAACAAUUACGGAAUUAAUUAGUUUCUUUGAUCAUAAUUCAAAGGAAUAUGAAGAAUUCUUGCAGGAUUUGAUAUGUCUAAAUGGAGAUAUACCAUUUGAUAUAGAAGAAGUUGACAAAGCACAAAAUGCCAUUCUAUCAACAGUAAAUCAUCAUUUAAACCGUUCACAUUCUCGUUAUAAUGGUUUAUUAAUUUUGGAUAAGAUUUUACCACAAUGCUCAAAAGAUGUGCUUUUAAAAUACUGUAUGCUAUGGAUUUCAAAAGCAACUCAAGUACUAGAAAGUAUUCAUAGUUCUCCACAAGAAUUAUCUAUUUCCUGCAAAGUUCUUGGACACUUAAUUGUCCGAUCAAAAGAUAUUCCUGAUAUACACAAACAAGUAUCAAUGCAAAAUGUGAAACAACUCAUUAAUGUAAUCAGUAAUUUAAGUUCAGAAAAAAAGUGUGGCCCGGUGUAUUAUUUAGCUGCUACAUUAUUACAUCAAUAUCCAGAAGUUUGUGAACGUUUGCAGGUAUCUAUUAAAAAAAUUAUUCUAUUACAAAUUGAUUCCUCUGAAGAAAAUUUAGUUAAUGCAAGUGCAAAAUGUUAUACUCUGUUAGCAAAAGCAACAGAACGCUCAUUUAAGCCACCAGCCUUAAAACCUGCUUACACUGCUUGGACAUAUAAUCAAGCACUUAUUUGUAAUAGUUUACAUACUAUAAUGGAUGAACUAUUUUCUAAUUUAAUAGAAUUAGAAAAUGUUGACAUUUGGGAUAAGCUGGAAUUACCCAGUAUAUCAGAGGAGAAUGUUAUUCAAUUUUAUUUUGAACAAAAAUUUAGGUUUCUAAAUUUGUGCACUUAUUUAUCAUACAUGUUACGGGGAUUUGGUAAAAAAAAUUCAGUAUUUCCCCAUGAGAUUUUGAAGGUUUUAUGCAGAGGACUAGCAGUACAACCUUCAAACUUAAAGAAUCAAAACUCUGUCCGAGAGCAAAUGUUAUAUCUUCUUUUACCACACUUGCAUAUUGCAUUGUUCAACGUGUUAGAUGCAUUAAUUAGCGGAUUUAAAGAACAAUUAAUACCAUUCGGAUCGAGAAUAUUGCAACUGUUUCUUCAAACGCUACAGUGGACAGAAACAGUUCUAGAACAUCAAAUAACGAUUAGCGGCAAUAAACCAUUUAGAAAUGUAAGGAUAAUUGUUUAUAAAUGUCUCAACUCUUGGUUGAUGCAUACUAAUGCUCUAUCAGGUAUAGAAACAAUUUCCGAUGAAUAUCUACCUUCUAUAUUAAAAGAUAUAGUACCAGAAAAAGAUCGUGUUUUAUUAACCAUUCAACGAAACAAUAAUUUAUCAAAAAGAGCUUUAAAACGUUUACGAGAUAAUCAAUAUGAAAAAAGUACAUAUUUGACUAAUGGAACCGGUUCUAGUAAAGAAUAUAAUUUAGACACAGAUGUAUGUGAAGCUGCUCUUAAUGUGUUACAAAAUGUAUUUUUCAAUGGUGGAACUCUUUUAAAGCAAACAUUUUUUAAGACUGUACAAAAUACUAUAAUACCCAUUUUAUACGAUUGUUAUUUAAAUUCUUCAGAACAAAAAUUUUAUAAAGAACAUCCUGAAUGUCGUUUGCUACUACUACGAGUUUUGAGAGUUUUGCAAAUGAAUCCACACCCUUUAGUACCUUUACCUACACAAUAUUCUCUAGAAAUAUUUGAAAUGGCUUUAAAUGAUAAUAAUCUAUACGUUACCCAAGAAGCCAAGAUAGCGUUGGCGGAAAUUGAAAAGAUCGUACAUCCUCAUACUCCAUCUAUACAGCUGACUCAAGUAGAGACUACUGAAAAAGAAUUUAUUGCCGAUCAACCUGUACAAGAUCAAGAUGAAACAACAGAGAAUGAUGAUACUGUGGAUACUGUAGAAGAAGAUAUGAUACCGUCAUCGAAUAAAAAAUUAAAAGUAACAAAUUUACGCGUUGACGAGAUUGAAAAAUCCAUUGCUAACAAUACCACUGAAGAAGCAAACGAAAAUAUAUUAGAGAAAUCGAACAGUUUAAUAGAAGAAGAAAUUACGGUUGAAGUACAAGAUACAACUAUUGUAGAAAGUGAAAAACUACCGAUAACGUGCGAUAAACCGUUAAAUAAAGUUGAUUCGAUACCAGUCGUAAUUGAUAAACCGGAAAUUAAAGAAUCAGUAUCAUCCGUACAAAAGAUUAUGGAAAAUGAAGGUAUCAGCAAUGAAGAUAUGAACACAACAGAAGAAACUAAUCAUAAUUUAGAAACCCCUUCUGAAUUGACUGAAGCGAAUAAGGAAGAUUUAUCGUCAGAUAAAGAAAAUGAAGAAGAAAUGUUACUUCAAUUAUUUCAAGAUGUGCCAAAAGAUAAUAACUAAUUACAUUUAUUUAAUAUAAUUGUAUUAUAAAGCAAAUGUAUUGUUACCUUAUUGCUCA
Molecule: messenger RNA, 2570 nt
Organism: Osmia lignaria (orchard mason bee)
Lineage: Eukaryota; Metazoa; Arthropoda; Insecta; Hymenoptera; Megachilidae
Product: proline-, glutamic acid- and leucine-rich protein 1
Biological process (GO): rRNA processing
Cellular component (GO): nucleus
Source: RefSeq, a predicted model, not a curated record